Messenger RNA from Priapulus caudatus, 4584 nucleotides. RefSeq names its product alpha-1,3-mannosyl-glycoprotein 4-beta-N-acetylglucosaminyltransferase A-like. Bases 109 to 1746 code for a protein of 545 amino acids. The record is from RefSeq and is a predicted model, not a curated record. Gene Ontology annotation, biological process: protein N-linked glycosylation. Gene Ontology annotation, molecular function: acetylglucosaminyltransferase activity. Gene Ontology annotation, cellular component: endoplasmic reticulum; Golgi stack; endoplasmic reticulum-Golgi intermediate compartment. NCBI's taxonomy places the organism in Eukaryota, Metazoa, Priapulida, Priapulimorpha, Priapulimorphida, Priapulidae. The transcript is spliced from 15 exons.
UGUUUUCAGGUUGAUGCAUUGAUACUUUUUUAAACAUUGGAAUCGGCGAGCGGGCCACGCACCUGUAGUGUCGACGCGCGCCCGCGUCCAGGUGUCGGCGUGAGAGCAAUGCGAAUGUUGCGCAUGAGGCUUUCGCUGUGGAGGUCACACGUGCGCGCUUCCAUGCUGGCCCUCGUCGUGCUGGGCGCCCUGACAUGGCUCCUCCUCUACUCUUACGCCGGCAACGAGGCCCUGCUGAAGCUGCACCUGGAGCAGGGUGGGGUCGAGCUGAGAGAGCGGCUGCAGUAUGCCGAGAUGCUGCUGCAGAACCGACAGAAGCAGAUCCUCGGCUUGCAGCAGCGACUCAGCCUCAUGGUGGACGGCGGCAAGAGUAGCGUUGGCGACAAUAACACCAUCACGAUGGGCAACAUCACCUUAUCAGUCAUGCAAGGAUCUGAUCAGUUGGUGCUGCCUAGCAUCUACAGCCACCUGCCACACCUGCUGCAACACAAUGAAAGUCUCUUGCCCUCAUUUAGCUUGUCUCGUGGAAGGACCGGAGUAUCCCUGGUGAUCGGGAUACCGACCAUACAGCGGCAAGUGAAGAACUACCUCCUAGAGACACUGCAGUCACUCCUCGAUGCCAUGACAGCUGACGACAAGCAGACAACGCUCAUUAUCGUGUUCAUUGCCGAGUCAUCCCGUGACUAUAUAGAGGCUCAAGCUAAAGAAAUCACAUCAAGGUUUCAGCUUUUCGUGGACAAUGGCUUGAUAGAUAUCAUCGCUCCCUCUCCUGACUACUACCCAGAUUUCGCUACCUUAAAGCCAACACUCGGUGACCAAUCGGAGAGGUUUCGAUGGCGGACAAAGCAAAAUCUUGAUUUUGCUUAUCUCAUGAUGUACUCCCAGAGCAGGGGGACAUAUUAUCUACAGGUUGAAGACGACAUCGUAGCGAAGCCUCAAUUCACGUCGACCAUCAGGAAUUUUAUUGUCAGUCAGACAUCCAGUGAGUGGUUCAUGUUGGAAUUCUCUCAACUUGGUUUUAUAGGUAAGUUGUUCAAGACAAAGGAUUUGGGACAGCUGUCGGAAUUCCUACUGAUGUUUCACAUGGAUAAACCAGUUGACUGGCUUCUAGACCAUCUGCUCUACGUGCGCCUGUGCCUACCUGAUAAGGACAUGGGUCACUGUGUGCGCAUGAAAGCCAAGCAGAGAAUCCGGUAUAAGCCUUCUCUGUUUCAGCACGUGGGAACACACUCCUCUCUAAAGGGAAAAGUGCAAAAGUUGAAGGACAAGGACUUUGGUAAGGUUCCAUUGUUCCGGCCUCACACAAAUCCGUCGGCGAAAGUGUCCACGUCUCUAAAGGUGUAUAAGCAGCACACACUGGAGAAGGCAUAUGCUGGGCAGGACUACUUCUGGGCUCAUCUUCCACGAGACGGUGACUACGUGAGGUUUGACUUCACACCUUCCAUUGUGGUUGACAAGUACAUAUUCAGGACUGGCAAUACUGAACAUGCUGGGGACAUUUUUCUGGAUACCAGUGUUGAAGUAUUGCCUUUCAACAAAAUAGAAUCACUGAAACCAAAUCAGGAAAAGAACAGCAUCACCAAGGAUGGAUUUGUCAGGGUCGGUAGCUUCGUUCGUGGGCUGGCAAAUGGCACAGUACCUGUGACCCUGGGAAGCAUCUCAGCCCUGCGCUUGGUCGUUCACAAGCAGAGUCUGAACUGGGUUGUACUGAGUGAGAUAUCCAUACAGGCAUCAACGAAAAGCUAGCAGAGAGUACAAAGUGGCUGAGCAAAGCAUUAUACGACCAUCUCAUGUGAAAAGCUCUAGGUUAUGACAUCUAUGCCAUUCCCGUAGUUGCUUGGUAUAUGUAUGUGGCAUGCAGUCGGAUAGGACAUGGGCACAUAAACAGUACAACAUUUACUUUAAAAUGUGUACAUUUCACUUGGGAUGGACUGAAAACAGGCCGUUAAAAUUGCAAUCGAUCAGAAAGAUCAUCAAGAAAUCCGUUUCUUAAUGCAUGUUAUCUUGGAUACACGGGAUUAAUUCCGUAUCUGCCAUUAUAUAAAAAAUGCAGAGUAUUCAUGAAGAGUAUAUAUAUGCCUAUCUCUGCCAAUACUUGCACUGACGUGCAUUAUUGUCAUCAUUUAGUCUAAUAUGAAACAGUUGUGCCGAUAUAGCAUCUCUAAAUUGCACACCAUGUGUGGACUGCUUCUCUAUAUUUUAGCUGCAUCUGUCAAGCCUACCAAAUUAUAUCUCUGUGAUUCAUGUUAAUUCUAACUAGUACCUGAUCAUGAAACAUUAAAACCAUCCAGUUUAAUGUCUUUUCGUAUAGGAGGUAGUAAUUGCUAGCGGGUGGUCAUGCCAUCCAGUACAGUUCCAAUCUAUUCAUUCCACCAGUAGUUCCAAGAGCAUGUUUUUGUUGCAUGAUGAUAAAAUCGUUUUUUCUAGAUGAGGGAUGACUCGGAGAUGACUAGUAUCGCAACUUGGGUGAAAAUUAGGAGUCAUGGACUUACCUUAUGUUACAGGGGAUAAUCAUAGUCGUUAUUGUAUUAUAUGCAUUCUUUAUUAUAUUAUGAAGUCGAUAUUCUCUAACUGCAUAGUUUUUAUCACAUAAUUUUAUACUCGAGUCAAGUAGUCAAUCAAUUAAAAGAUGCCAAAAUACUGUAGAUGCAGGGACUCAACUGUGCGAAAUUAAAUUACUACGAAUUUUGUUAAGACCUAUAGCGCAUUUAACUGUAAGAUGUAGUUUGAUAAGUCAUUGUCAGUAAUUCUAUCAUGAACAAAGGCAUAGUGAUAUGCUAUACAUAUGUUCAUUAUUAUACUUACGUACUACAUUGUAAGCAUCUCUCACUUAGUACCUAACUGGUGUUUGGAUUUUUGGACACAACUAUUUACAGGCGCACGUUUAGACGUAAGAAUUUUAAAUAUUAUCGCCUGUUAAUUAUAACUCAUGGAACCUUCUCCAGUUCUCGUUGUUCCAGAGAGUAAUAUAACCGGUGUAGGACGUUGGAUCAUAUAAAUAGUUAUGUUAAUACGGGAUAUCGUGAUGAAAUUUGUACGUGCGAGAGAAAGUGGAUGCUGUAAAUUAGUGUACAGGAUUUUGUGGUGGACGACGGAGUGUAUUCGAUUUCGAAGCAGUUUGGCCGUCGGUUCAAAACAUCGUGAACGUCAUCACUGUCAGUAUUUAUUUCCAUGAACUGAAGAAACUGUCAAUCGUGUAUUUGCUUAUAAAAUUCCGAGGUUGCGAAAGCAAGCUCUAUAAACUGUCUCUAAUAAGUGCAAUAUCUUAGCAUGGCCUAGUAUUCAUUAUGUGUAUUGACUUGCGUGCCUGCGUGCGUGAGUGAGUGCGUGCGUGCGUCUAUGUGCGGGCAUGCUUGUCUAUUAGUAUAUGAUUAUGGUUAUGUAUAGGUUUAAGUACGAGCAUAUGUGUAUCUGAAAUUUUAUAUAUAUACCUUCAAUACUUGUUUUGUAUGUCAUAAAUAAAUUAUAUAUAAAGUCUGUUACCCUGAAUAUAAAGAUCCAUUAUAUGAUAUAUGAAGUCAUACGAUUGUGAUAAGUUGUGUUGAGGUGUAUGUAAACAUGUAGGCGUUUGUUAUGAUUCUGUGGUCACCGAAUUACUUGUAUGCUAGCAUUAAUUAUAAACCCAUGCGUCAUGUCAUGUAAUAUUUAAUCAACCGUUACCUCAGCUAUUUGGAAAAAGAGCCUACCAACAUUGGUUUGCUAUUUAGUUAUAAACGUAGAUGCGCGUAUACAGCAAAUAAACGCAAACCCGGUUGUUCGAUUAUCCUGUAUUGUAAUUGCAAUAAAGUCUAAACUAGAAGCUUGGCGUGCGGAAAAAUGCAUGACGUUGCAUGGCUUCACCGAUUGUGGGUGCUGGUCACGUAGUUAAGAACAUUGAUCACGCGUAGAAGUCCAAUUUUAUCUAAUUUUAAUUACCCAAUUAUUGUUUCGUAACGCCUAAUACGCGCGCAGUUUGUGGCAUUUAUUAGUCGCAUAGAGUAGAUGAACUUUAGCUAGCUAGCUGAACUAGUACCACUCUUAAUUAAUUCUUCCAACCUACGGCUCGUUGUAGUUGUUAGCAAACGCGCGUAUUUAUUCUUGAGCGUUAACGUGUCUAGAUCACGGCUCGUAAUCUUGCCAUGGCCACGCCUUGUCAAUGUUGUAGCUGCCUGUCCCUGAGCUGUACCGCAAAGGUCCUAAUUGAGCAGCUAAUUAAAACGUUAAUUCAGUUGCUGCGUUGCUUAAUUAGUAUCGCCGUGUGUUACCUGCAACCAUGCCUGCUGCGUCAAUGCGUGGGAGGCAUCCGUAGACAUCGUCUAUGGCAUAAUACAUAGAUGCAUAGAUAAGUAUUACUAUGUAUUAUUGGAUAUCUAUAUAACUACCCUUUCCUCGUUGGCACCGUGCCAAUUAUUGCGAGCUUCGUUUCUACUAUCCCCUCGCCAGCCAUUUUCUUUCCUUCCACCUACCUGCCGUCUUCCCGUUUCUCCCCCCCCCCCGUCUGUCUUCCUCACUCGCUUCCUUCCGUUCCCCGUCGCUAUACAUUUCCGUAUACGUACGUUUCAUUCUAACUGUUUUGCGUUAAUAAAAAGUUAUCCUUACCUGUAA